GAAUUGAAGGUGUAGAAGUAGUUUGAUUCUUUUUCCAUUCUUUUAUGUCAUUUGUCCCAGAUGUAGUUGAACCAACAUUGAUUUACAAGUAAAUUGGCUAUUGACAGUGAUGGGAAAAAUCUAGUUUGCAACAGUUUUGUCUUUCAGAGAGACAAGUAAGAGUAUUCCUACCUUGUUCUGGCAUUUCCUAUUUGCUUUAUUAUGUUUUGAUGUUAAAUUUUUGCUGUAAUGUGUUUUUAGCACCAUAAGUGGAUAUAGGCCUCUUUGGAAUAUGAUUCAUUUGUUUUGAUUUCAGAUGGAAAAAAUGGUGAGGAACCAGCCAAUGCUGGGGGCUAUAAGGCUGUGCCCUUUUCUUAUGGAGACCCUGGUGAAUCAAAAGAGAAAAAGGAUACCGAUGCUGAUUCUGUUUUUGCAUCCAUCCUUUCUGCUGCCUGAAAGUUUGCUUCAAAACCUAAUGCUCGGAGCAGAGGUGGAUUUCUUGUUUCCUUUUGAUAUGAUGACAAGGGGCCAUCCAGGUGGGAUAGGAUGAUAUAAAUUCAUUACCUUUCACAAAUCUUAAUGACUGAUAGUUAAUGGGAUGAUGUAUGUCUUCUUAGAUUCCAUUUUUUGAUCUUUGUGGUUUUCUGACUAUAUGUAAGAUUCUGUGUUUUCUUUUUAUUUUCAUUUAUUGGAUUAUUCUUAAGAUUUUUUAUUGAUCCAGUUGUUAAGUCCACAUUGUUGACGAAGAGACUUUUCUUUCAUUUGUUUCUUCAGCCUCCCACCGAAAAGGUACAUCAGAUCAUUGCAAGAACAGCUACAUUUGUGAGCAAACAUGGUGGGCAGUCAGAAAUCAUUUUGAGGGUCAAACAGGGAGACAACCUAACAUUUGGAUUCUUGAUGCCUGAUCAUCCCCUUCAUCCAUACUAUAGGUUUCUUGUUGAUCACCAGGAGCUUUUGAGUGGCAAAUCUCAGGAAGAAGGGAUCAAAUUUGAGACAAGUAGUGUUGGAGGAGGUGGAGCAUUGUCUUUGCUAGGUACAACGUAUGGAUUUGGGGAGGAUGAGGAAGGUGCAGGAGUGAAUUCCCCAGAACAUGAAAGAAACACAUCCGUCGAAGCUGGUUCUGUUAAUAAAACACUACAAAGUGAGGCAGAACAGAAAGAACCAUCUUUAAUUCUUGAUGGGAAAGAUCAGGCUGUUCCCAAAUAUUCACCUCCUCUGAAAGGCAAGGCUUCUGUAUUGAAAAGAAACCCAUCAAUGUGGACAAGUGAGAUGAGGAAAGAAAAUGAUGGCAAUACCGCAGACAAAUCAAGGGCUUCUGCUUUGCCAGUCACAUCAGAGGUUGAGUUACCUGUUGUCGAGCCUCCCUCUGAUUUAAAGAGAGUGGUUGAUAAGAUUGUUCAUUUCAUCAUGAAAAAUGGGAAAGAGUUUGAGUCAGUUCUGGCUGAACAAGAUGUUAGGCAUGGGAGGUCUCCUUUCCUGAUGCCAGCUAAUCAGUAUCAUCCUUAUUAUCGAAAAGUUCUACAAAAAGCUGAAGAGUCAAAGUUAUCUGGCCAGGGCAUCAUUUCUGAGAGGCAUGAUCCAUCCAGCCUUGGAGCAGAGAAGGCUAGCAGAGAAAGUGAUGCUGUGUCUGUUGGAUCUGACAUACCUUAUGAUUCUGACAGGAAAGAGAAGUUCAAGAUGGUACUUGGAAAGUCGAAGAAGGAUGGACAAUAUCCUUCUCCCAAAGUUGCCAAGCCAGAGAUUGGAGUCACUGUUGAUGUGGCUGCAGCUGCUGCUAUUCUUCAGGCUGCAAGAAGAGGCGUUAAGAAUCCCCAUGUAGAAGUUCUCUUGAAGACAUCAUUAAAUGGUAGCAGCCAGGCCCCUAGUAGUGAAGGUGGGUCAGCUUGGAGGUCUGGAAGCCAACUUUUGUCUCAGCCUUUCAAAAAGGGAGGAGACUUAAAUGUUUCCACCCCAAUUGCCAAUGCUAUUGCAAAGACAGCAGCUGUUGCAGCUGCAAGUGAGGUUGAUUCCUCUGAAGCAUCCUUGAGUAAAGAACAGAAGCUGAAGGCUGAGAGAUUGAAACGGGCAAAAAUGUUUGCAGCCAUGAUAAAAAGUGGGGCUGCACCACUGAAAACUGAUCCAUCAUGCGGCUUCUCUGUAGAGCCACCGGAGUCAGGGCUUUGUGGAUCAGGUAAUGAUGGCAUAAAUCUUUCGGGAAAAGAAAGAGAAGGCAGUUCAGUGCUACUUGACGUCAUUACAUCUGAUAGAACUGAGAAGUAUGAUAAGAAAUAUUCUGGUGAUGAGCAUAGUGAACGAAGACCAAUGAAGAGCUACUAUUCAAGAUCAGAAAAACUUGAAGAUGAUGAAGAAGACGUGCAGGAAGAAGAAAAAGAUGAGAAAGGAAGGGAUUGUAUGAACUCCAGAAGAGAGAGGCGAUCUCAUCACCUUUUGGACCACGGCAGGAAUGGGUAUAAGCAAAGUAAAAGGCAUUCCUCUUCUAAGGACAGAGAUUCUCGACGCAGGUAUAAGCACAACGGUAGCUCUGAUGAGGAACACAUGCACAAACAUAGUUCAUCUGAUAAUGAGUAUCGGCAUUCUCAUCACCAUUGCAAGCAUGAUAAAUCAUCUGACAAUGAGCAUCAGCAUUCUCAAUACCAUCACAAGCACAAUAGUUCCUCUGGUAAUGAGGGCAGGCUCAGGAUGAAGAGAUCUCACUCAGAAAGGGAAACAGAAUUGGAGGCAGGAGAGAUCUGCGCAAAACUAGAUCAAUCAAAACCUAGCGAUACUAAUGGUGAGGCGUCUGUUGAUGAUGUAUCAACAUCAUAUCCUGAUAGAAGAGCUCCAUCUCUACCAUCAGAAGGCACCACAGUUUCUGAUGAUCUAAGAGCCAAAAUCCGAGCCAUGUUGAUGGCAACCUUUUAGUUCCUGGUUAGUAUGUCUGUUUUUCAUUUUUCACCUUGUAUUUAAAGUUUCCUUAAUCUUAUUUAAUUUAUGAAAUUAAGCUAUACGUUAUUG
Messenger RNA from Rubroshorea leprosula, 2973 nucleotides. Lineage: Eukaryota; Viridiplantae; Streptophyta; Magnoliopsida; Malvales; Dipterocarpaceae. The record is from the annotation of a GenBank genome assembly.